Sardina pilchardus (European sardine) is the source of this 1938-nucleotide messenger RNA. It is a transcript of the gene gucy1b2, whose product is annotated as guanylate cyclase 1, soluble, beta 2. The transcript is spliced from 13 exons. The coding region runs from base 16 to 1938 and encodes 640 amino acids. The record is from RefSeq and is a predicted model, not a curated record. Gene Ontology annotation, cellular component: guanylate cyclase complex, soluble. Lineage: Eukaryota; Metazoa; Chordata; Actinopteri; Clupeiformes; Clupeidae. Gene Ontology annotation, molecular function: guanylate cyclase activity; heme binding. Gene Ontology annotation, biological process: cGMP biosynthetic process; response to oxygen levels.
GUCCAGGACACUUUUAUGACCUACGAAAUUUAUGACGACAUCCUGACCCUGAGGCUGGUCUCGGAGGCUUGUGCGAUGCUGGAUGUGUCCUCAGAGGUGGUGCUGAAGCUCUUCGGGGAGCACUUCUUCAGCUUCUGCAAGAUGUCUGGCUACGACGCUAUGCUGCGAACACUGGGUGGUAACCUGGUGGAGUUCAUUGAAAACCUGGACUCUCUUCACAGCUACCUAGCGCUGUCCUAUCAAGAGAUGAAUGCACCUUCCUUUCGGGUGGAGAAAAUGAAUGACAGCAGAAUGCUGCUCCAUUACUACUCGGAUCGCAAAGGCUUGCAUCACAUAGUGCCAGGCAUUAUAGAGGCGGUAGCAAAGGACUUCUUUGACAGCGAGGUGGACAUGACCGUGCUUAACCAAUCCGAGGAGAACGAGCGCACGGGGAAGAAGGAACAUGUGGUCUUCCUCGUGGUCCAGAGGCCUAACAAGGCACAGAGGAGAGCUCAGCCGAGUGAUGGACAAGCACACGUCCAAAAAGAGAUGCACAAGAAGGAGGUGGAAGAGGCCAUGAACAGACUGAAGGACAGACACAGCAGCCUUCCUGCAUGUCCAAGGAAGAGGGCACCUUGGGACAUUGUCAGGAGCAUUGUUCGAUUUGGCCAAGGAAAUUUCGUCACUGAGUUCGUCCCGCAGUACCCAGACAGGCUUUGGAUGGAGGAGAAGGCCUUUUGUAAUGCCUUUCCUUUCCACAUCGUCUUCAAUAAAAACCUGCAAGUGAAGCAGACAGGCGUCAACAUCCAGAAGUUUGUACCUGGCCUCCAGAACAUGGAUAUCCGCCUGGACGAGUACUUCAGCAUCGUCCACCCCCAGGUCACCUUCGACAUCGACAGCAUCAAGAAGUUCAUCAACAGCCAGUUUGUGCUGAAGACACGGCGGGAGAUGGUGCCAGAAUGUGUCCAGCAGCAGGCCAUGCUGAAACUCAGAGGGCAGAUGGUGUGGAUGGAGUCUCUGGAGUGCAUGGUUUACCUGUGCUCGCCUAAGCUGCGCAGCCUUCAGGAGCUGGAGGCGCGCGGCCUCCACCUGUCUGACAUCGCGCCGCACGACACCACGCGCGACCUCAUCCUGCUCAACCAGCAGCGGCUGGCCGAGAUCGAGCUCUCCAACCAGCUGGAGCGCAAGAAGGAAGAGCUGCGCGUCCUCUCGCGCCACCUGGAGGUGGAGAAGAAGAAGACCGAGGUGCUGCUCUACGCCAUGCUGCCUCGCCACGUCGCCAACCAGCUGAAGGAGGGCAAGAAAGUAGAAGCAGGAGAGUUUGAGGCGUGCACCAUCCUCUUCAGUGAUGUGGUGACCUUCACCAACAUCUGCGCUGCCUGCGAGCCCAUUCAGAUAGUCCACAUGCUGAACUCCAUGUACUCCAAGUUUGAUCGCCUCACGAGCGUCCAUGAUGUAUACAAGGUUGAGACCAUUGGUGAUGCUUACAUGGUGGUUGGCGGUGUGCCGAUUGCAACAGAGACACACGCCGAGAGGGUGGCCAACUUUGCUCUGGGAAUGCGGAUCGCUGCCAGGGAGGUGACCAACCCUAUCACAGGAAACCCUAUACAGAUACGGGUGGGCCUCCACACGGGGCCUGUGCUGGCCGGAGUGGUAGGGGACAAGAUGCCACGCUACUGCCUGUUUGGAGACACAGUCAACACGGCCUCUCGCAUGGAGAGUCAUGGAGUUCCCGACCACAUUCACAUGAGUCCGUUUACUUACAGGGCCCUGGAGGGCAAAGGCUUCGACAUCGGAGAGCGUGGGGAGAUCGAGGUGAAGGGAAAAGGUCUGAUGUGCACCUACUUCCUCCUGGGGAACCUGCAUGCCACAGAGGAGCAGAUCAUGGGAGGGGAGCCGGAGGAGCUGUACAGGGACACCCCAGAGGGCAGGGUACAGAGCCGCAGAGCUGCUGACUGA